AUGGCGGUCGUAGCUCCCCGCAAAGAGGUUGGCGGUGCCUGCCAUUACGUCACCUGCCUUAGCCUAUCCGGCAUCCCGGCACGAUCGCUCAAAUACCUACCUGCAUCGCCUCAUCUCCAGCCUCUCGCUCAAGCCCCAUUUGUCGCUACUACAGUCCACGGAACGUGA
Parastagonospora nodorum SN15 is the source of this 168-nucleotide messenger RNA. RefSeq lists its product as hypothetical. The coding region runs from base 1 to 168 and encodes 55 amino acids. NCBI's taxonomy places the organism in Eukaryota, Fungi, Ascomycota, Dothideomycetes, Pleosporales, Phaeosphaeriaceae. The record is from RefSeq and is a predicted model, not a curated record. The transcript is spliced from 2 exons.